Candidula unifasciata is the source of this 2463-nucleotide messenger RNA. The record is from the annotation of a GenBank genome assembly. NCBI's taxonomy places the organism in Eukaryota, Metazoa, Mollusca, Gastropoda, Stylommatophora, Geomitridae.
GAAUCGGAGAUUCUGGAGUACAUUAAUGCAGCACAAUUGCCUCCCUUCUUGUUGGAUCUGUUGGAGAAAGCUCAGAUGAAUGUGUUCUACAGUGGCUGUGUUGUAGUUGAGAUUCGAGAUUACCGUCGCUCGGCAACAGGGUCACAUGAUACUCAGUAUGUUUUAUUGCGACCAUCGCCACAGUCGCUGCUGCGUGAUGUAACAGCCAUGAGCUGUGAUGGCCACAGCUGGUCGCAGGACGACUUGCUGCACUUGGAGAGCGAGCUGAUCCUGGCAACGGAAGAGCCCCUUUGUUUAGAUCCCUCGCCUGCUGUUAUGUUCAUUGAGAAUGCUAUCCAGUACGAGGAGAAGUUCUUGAAUGAUCCAGCAUUGCAGAGAUCUGUGAAGCGCUACACACAGAUAGCUUUAAACCGGAAGCGCAAACUGGCGCAGGCUCCAGCUCCGAAAGGCAUGCAUCUGUUUGACUUCCUGGCCAAGAAGAAAGAAAAAUCCAAAGCUCCUGCAUCUACAGGUCUCAGCAAAGCCAGGCUGAUUAUAGAUAACUUCAAGGUGAAGACGCAACCACAGCUGACCAUGCCGGAAUCCAUUGAUGUGAAAAAGUUCACAAAACUACCUGAAGUCCCACCAUCAGAUGGAAUGAUCUUUGUUGAAGAGCACACCAUUGAGAGGGACCCAAUGCUGGAGCGGCACAUGCUGGCCAAGAUCACCAUCUAUCAGCCGCAGCUGGGGGACCACUACUUUGGGGAGUUCUAUCUGGACCAUGACUACACACAGGGGAGAACUGGGGAAGAGGGGCGAAGAUGCAGGUUUGUGAUCGGAUCCAGACAGUGUGUAGAUAGAUAUUUACAACAGUUCAAGGAUUUAUUCACAGAAGAGGGAAAACUGCAAGUAAAGAUAGCAGUUCUGAAGGCAAAUGAGCCGGCUCCGACAAUAUACUAUACUCAGGCUGUGACUGCUGCGGGAGCAACAGCAACUACAAUCACCAUCAACAAUGCACAGGCCUUGAUGAAACAGGUAGCUUCCAAUCAACAGCAGGUCAAGGCGGCCGAGAUGGGAACAGUGGCCAAUUUGGCGGCCAAGAGAAAUAUUCCAAUACAACUCUCCCUGGCAAUUAAUCCUGCAAUGUGCUUGUCCAGCUCUCAAGGAAUCCUUGCUCAGGCUAACAGUGUGGGGGCUCCUUCAUCUUUGUCAGCCCAGUUCAUUGCCUCUACGGUGCCCUCCAGCUCCAUUAUGGCAGCCCAGAGAAUCAAGACACCUGCUUUAGUGUCAGCUCAGCACAGGCCUAGUUCUUCUCCCCUUGCCAGCCCAGCAGGAACACCAAAGGCAACUACUCCUCAACAGCUGAGUAUACCAACAUCCGCAUCCCUCAUUGCACUUCCUAAAGCUCCCACCCCGACACCAGUUCAGACUCCACCCCCCAGUGCCCGUACACCCACACCCACGUCUGCUCUGUCCCGGAGGUCUUCGGCCACAGAACUGACUUUGCCAGCAGCAUCAGUCGGACAGCAGCAGCAGAAUAUCACAGGUUUCUUGCAAGGUGACAAUCAGGGUCAGAUCCAGCAGAACCAAUCAGGCAAUAUAACCAAUAUCAGUAUUGGGAACCUGGGCAGCCUGCCGCCAAACAUCAACAUCCAGGGCUUAAGUGGGAUACCUGGCGUUAACAUCACCAACUUGUCGGGCCUACAGCAGAUGCAGAUAGCGGUUCCAGUACCGAUAACUAUGAUCAGCAAUAAUGCAUCUUUGUUACAGGCGCAGUCAGGACUAUUGGCCACCGCAUCCACAACAUCUGGAAGCAACGCUACAACCUUUGUCACUAUGGUUACAGCACUGCAGGCAGCCUCAUCAAACACUGCCACCAGCACAAGCGCUUCUGUGGCAUCGUCCACAGGUCAGUCCUCCAGCACCACGACAGUUCUCCCCCAAGGAUCAGGCAUGCUGUCCUUUGGACUGGGUAGUCUGACCCAGCUGAUGCCAGUCUCGUCCAAGACGCAGGGAGGUGCAACCAUCAGGGGGUCUACUGCCAUGCCGCUUCUCCAGCUACAAGGUCAACAGGGUCCAAUACAGCUUCUGAGCGUCCAGCAACAGAGGGGUCAGAUCAGGUCAGGCUCUUUAUCUGCCACGUCGGCCGGACAACAGGGAGUGACCAGAAUAGCCCAGGGGACCACAUCGGCUGUACCCCUCUCUACAGUACUGACAAGCCAGCAGAUGACUGCCCUGGGGGUUGGGGGCAAGCCAGGACAGAGCACAGGAACAGCAAUCACCGCUCAACAGCUGAUACAGCUGGGUCAAGCAUCAUCACAGCUGGGCACUCACGUGACCUUCCAGAAGGGGCCCGGUGGGGGCCAGCAGACGCUACAGUUCCAUUCCCUGCAGCUGAAGCCAGGGGGCAGCACUCUCACGCAGAUGCAGGGAAGUGGGAAGAGUAAGAGCAAGAAAAGAACAACUCCGACACCUCCAAAGUGA